UUUCCACUUUGCAACACAUGGCCUGUGUAAACCCUCAAGAUGGUUCUCAUCAGCCCACCCAUUCUAGGCAAGCCUGGGGGGGAAAGUAUGUGCACAAGGAAUAUAUAAAUGGAUAUGCUUGGUUAUCUUAGAGGAUCAGGUUUUGAUGUCCCCACAAGACAAAAUCCUCGAAUGGAAGUGAAAAUUGACUUCGCGCUCUGACGUAUGGCUGCAGGAUGGCGCCCCCUUCUGGUAGACUACAGCAUUACAGCCAAAACAACAUUGUAAUAGAUAGGCUCUGGUCCCCCCUCCCCCAUGACCCUAGUUGGGAUUCAGUGGUUUCAGAAAAUGGACGGAUGGAUUUUCCACAACAAAAGGGUUCAUGGAGGUCACUGACCUGGGUUAGCUGAGGGAGCAUCAAAUCUCACAGAAGAAGCAGCCUGUGCUGCUACUCCGACCCUAAUCUGCCUGCUUACACCACUGGGACCCUGCUGCCAUCAUGUGUGAGUAUGUCAGCCUGCCGUGCCCUCACCCGUAAACCUAUGGCAAUCUUUAGAGGCCCAUGUGACAAUGCUGGCUGAUUAGGAAGCUUUACUUAAUUAAUAAAGAAGGCCUUUAAAUCUGAAAAUCAACAAAAUGAUCCAUAUAUUUAACACAGUAGAAAUGUGUAACAUAAACAGUCAUGUACUUUGCACAUUAGCUAAAUUGUAAGAAUUGGUAUACCUCUAUGUGUGUAACAGCCUGAAAUAACAUUUCCUCUUACAUAUCUGGCUCACAAACGUGAGUCGACACUGACUCACAGGUGUGAUGCAGUUACCAAUUAAGACAGCAGUAACAAAUGCUCAUAUAUAAAUUAUGACAAAACCCACUUCAAAAAUACAUUGCAUAAAUUAAUCAUUCUACUAAUAACAUAAUGUGUUAUAUAUACAAUUACACAGAUCCUUCGAAAAAAGAUCUAUGGACAAUCUUUAGCAUUAAAAACUGCCAGAGUCAUCAUGGACCAGUGAGGUCAAAGCUGGUCAUGUGACUAACCGAUCACUGUUCACGCCUUGGGUAGCAUAAGGAGGAAGUUCUGCUGUAACUCCAAAGGGCAUCUUUCAAAGAAGGAAACUGCUCUACACAUUCAUUCUGUAUCAUAUUCCAUUAAUCAUGCAGAAGUCAGCAAACUGACUACAUUACUUUAUUCAUUAUGUUAUUUAAGAGUUGUUUCACAGAAGCAGAGAAAGUCUAAUUCAGAGUUCAGGAGAAAUAGGAGACAAAACGGGAGAUGAGGGGAAGAGGAGGAGAGAGUGAGAGAGAGAGAGACCCAGGACCUUCAGCCUAUUAGCAGCAAAAAUACACGAGUGAGAGGCAGGCUGGAACGUUAACUCUGAAGACACUGGGAGAGCAGCGGGGUCCCAUCAGAAGAGGAUCAUCAGCUGUGCCCCUCUCCAGUCAUGCGGGACCAUGUACACCUGGCUGGCUUUCUUAACACUUAUGUGGAGUUCCAAGGAGUUCAAUAUUUCUAAAAUUCCAAGCUUAAUUUCCCAUGGAAAGUUUUUGGAAAGUUACCAGAAAUUUUACGCCCCUUUGCAACCCUAACUGCAAUGGACUGGCACCCAUCCACGGUUACCCCAGCCUCGCUCCCUCGUUAAAAAUGCCUUGUGGGGGAGCUGCACACCAUGCCAAGGAACUGUUUAGGAUGCAGACUGUGCCAGGGUCCCCGGACUGUGCAUGACCACAGGAGCCAGAUGACACAUAUCCAUACCCCGGCUACGGAGGACCCCCACCUGGGCUUGGGUCUGCUCGAUGACUCCUCAGAAGUGUCCAUCUCCCAGGAUGAAUCGGACUCAGGGAGCUUGCUCUCUGAUGAUUCGAUCUUCCUCAAUUACGAGCGGGCAAGGCGCUGGUCCUGCCCUGGGACUACACUCUAUGAGGCUUGUGCCAGGAACGAGGCCCUGACAGUACGCAGAGUCCUGGAGAGGGGUGUCACCCAGGAGGAGGUCAUGGAGCUUGACAUCAAUGGCAGGAAUGGCCUGAUGAUGGCAGCUUGCAAGGGCUUUGUGGACAUUGUGUUAGAGUUGUACCACUGUCCCUUCCUGGAUGUCAACCGUCGGGACAAUGACGGCAACACAGCACUCAUGAUGGCAUCGCAAGCAGGUUUCAUCACUAUUGUGAAUCACAUCCUGAACUACUUCUCCGGCGUGGACUUGGAAGUCAGAGAUACCCGGGGCUUCACGGCUCUUAUCAAGGCAGCCAUGCAGGGCCGUGACGACUGCGUGACAGCGCUGGUCAUGGCCGGAGCCAAUGUGAAUGCCGUAGACACAGCAAAGGGAAGGACCGCUGAGGACUGGGCGCUAAGGACCGGUCGUUUUGAAACAUUCCAGAAACUCCGGCGCCUGAUGGCCCAGCCGUGUGCGGAGCAGUUCUGUGAAAGGUACAUCCCAGAGUGGCCAGAUCUGAAUGAGCUGGUAGCCAAGGCAACAGCAGCCAAGACAAAGGGGGAACAGCUCGCCCAGUGCCUGCAGUCCACCUUCACCAUCAGCUUUCCCAGGGAUCCCCAGGACAACGGCGUGCUAGACCACAUGGUUCGCAUCACCACCAGCAUCCAUAGUCCGUUGGUGGUCACCGGGUGCCGCCCGCUCCAUCUCACCAGCCCCCCAGAGUUGGGAAAGAGGCGUAAGGCUGUACCAGAACUGGCACAGCAAUCCACAAAGGGGGAGCUGAGAGAGCCGUCAUUAACUGCCGCCAUGGACUCUCCUGUCAGCUCUACUUCCUCCAUGCCCUUGACCUCCGGCGGUUCAGGCACUCAGCCAAAUGUCCCUAAGCUCUCCAUAGUCUGCAGCAGUGUGCCUAGCUACCUCCCACGUCACUUUGGUCGCCAUAACAGCAUCUUCCCGACCAGUUGCAUUCCUCAGAUCAAGGUGAUAAAGUCAGGGGAACGCACACCCAAGACGGAGAAAAAGAAGAAGAUGUCAAAGCUCCACCUGGAGCCACCUGUGUGGAAGUACAAGGAGGCCAAGGAGGAAAAGAAGAAAGAGAGGCUCAAUGUAGAGCAAGAGGCGCUAAUCAAAGACAAGAACCAUAAGACCCAGAGGACAAAGAAGGCAAAGCACUAAGUCCGACCAGGUGUCACCAAUGAAAACGUCCAGUAUAAUGUGGGGAGAUUAAAACACAAGACUUCGUAUCACCUGAGCAUUGGCUUUUUCUAGAAGCUAAUCUCCCACUAUUACAGAGGUUAAGUGAUAAAUAACGACAAUGGCAAUCACUUUUGAAUUGCUAAAUUAUGCUUAUAAAAACACUUUUCUUCUGAUGUAUCAA
Messenger RNA from Paramormyrops kingsleyae, 3279 nucleotides. It is a transcript of the gene ankrd33aa, whose product is annotated as ankyrin repeat domain 33Aa. Gene Ontology annotation, molecular function: protein binding. The record is from RefSeq and is a predicted model, not a curated record. NCBI's taxonomy places the organism in Eukaryota, Metazoa, Chordata, Actinopteri, Osteoglossiformes, Mormyridae.